Messenger RNA from Thalassophryne amazonica, 5798 nucleotides. RefSeq lists its product as uncharacterized. NCBI's taxonomy places the organism in Eukaryota, Metazoa, Chordata, Actinopteri, Batrachoidiformes, Batrachoididae. The record is from RefSeq and is a predicted model, not a curated record. The transcript has 35 exons. The coding region runs from base 127 to 5487 and encodes 1786 amino acids.
UGAGGAAGUUGGAUAGCUCUGCUUCAACAACAACAUGGCCAAUAGAGGUUACACAUCCUGGGAGAAGAGUUUAAAAUGUUAUCAUCAGUCUGGAAUAGGUUUUGGUUUUGAGUGAACAUAUUCAAAAUGCUUUGGGGCAACAAAUGGUUGUGCGCUUCUGUGCUACUUACUUUGGCUAACGGAAACAAUUUUAGUCAACACAUUCAGGAGCGGAAGACCUGCCACCCAGGGUUCUACUGCCCACUGGAGAGCAUCACUCCAGUCCCUUGUCCUAAAGGAACCUAUGGACCAUCUGCUGGUUCUGUGUCUAUAGAUGGCUGUCUGAAGUGUCCUCCUCAGCACUACUGUCCUCGACCAGAAAUGAUUGCCCCUCUCCCAUGUGGUCCUGUGGCUCAUCAGCUGCUUGUGGGUCAGGACACCUGCAUAUGUCCAGGAGAAGGGCAGAUUUUCCAGACCAGUGAUGGUCUCUGCCAGUGCACUCUGGACUACCAUUCUUCCAACAAUGGACACGUGUGUGCACACAAGCUGUAUGACAUCUGCAGAGAUGGAAAAACACGUUCUCAGUAUGGACACUGUCUGGAUAGAUAUCAGUGGUCACUUCACUGCAGCCACCAGGUGUGCAGAUCUGCAGAGGACUAUCAGGGUUAUAAUGGUGAGCUGGGCCUGUGUGUCUGCAGACAGCCUGCAGGCAGAGCUGUGUGUGGAGGCCUGUGCAGGAGAAGUUCAAACACGAAGCUCAAACUCCAGUGCCGCUUUAACGGUGAAAUGGAGCUAGUGUGGAAUGGUGAAAGUCAGGUGUCGGCCGUCUCAGGCAGGGUGCUGGAGAUGCCAUUUGAACACUGGGACUCCCAGGGGACACUGCUGUGCAGCUGUCAUCCUAAUUUUUCACGUCCCGUCUACGUUGUUCAAUCAACAGAGGCAGGAUUCCUUGGCCUCUCCAGAGGCAUCCUGAAGGAAAUUAAGGAACUGUUUCCAAUCAUCCCAGAAAAGGACACAAAUACCUCAUCAGAUACAUAUUCUGAUGUCCAGUGGGAGGUCCCUAAAGUUGAAAAUAACAGUCAUGGUCGAAGAGAAAUGAAUUUGAGUGGCAGGAUUGCAAAAAGGAAUGUUGAGGAAGAGAUGGAAACAACUGGUUUUACUGGAGUUCUGAACCCCACAACGUGUCUCCAUCUUGGUGAUAUUUUGCUCUUCACUGUCAGCAUGCAGCACUACCCUCAGUACGAUGUCGAAAACCUGUACAACACAAACUAUGAGUUUGAUUGGGGCUCAUUCCGACAGUUAACAGACGAGCUAACUCUGUCUUGGACGCCUCCUGGCUUCUUUUCUGUUGUCUUCAGCCAGCCUGGAGUUUAUGUUUUUACCCUGAGCAGCAAUCAGCACAAACACAUGUACGUGCGAGUGAUGCCUGCAGUUGGUCAGUGUUACGAGCCGGGACCAUUCUUCCCUUCCAUUCCUCAUCAUGUGACCAGGAUGGGAAUCCGUCAGCGACGUAACCUGUUACUGCGACCAGACUGGUUGGUGACUGGAACACUGCUAUUUGGAGCAGUACUUAUCCUUUGUUUAUGUGUUACACUACUGAUCCUGUUCCGUGAGUACGGGUGGCCAGCGAAGGAGCCGAUCAGAGCACAGUAUCGCCUAACGCAGCUUGGUUACCACAUGGAUGAUUACUCUUCAAAGGGGUCACAGGUGAUCUCCCUCAGGAAGGUGCAUCGAAACCUGCAAGCCAGGAUGACUCAUGAGUCCAUUCAGCCAGUCUGUGCAGAGAAUUUGGAGGAGUUCUGGGAUUAUGAACACCAGGUGGAUCUGGAGGCAUUCAGCACCAACAUCUUCUACAGCCUCCUGCUCAAACAGAGCCUGUCAGUCACCUCUCGGCUGGGACAGCUCACCUCUGAGGUAAAGGAAUUGUACAGCGGAGUGCUUGGAAAGCUGCAGCUGUUACACCCACCCGUGAUCACUGAGGAAAAGAGGGGAGAGGGUUAUGAGAGGAUGAGGACGGAAGUAGAGAGAGAAGUGGCGCGACGCAAGUCACUGGCCUCCCAGCUGAGGACACAACUCGACAACCAGCUAGAGGUUCUUAGGCGGGUGCAGCAGGCCCAGCGGAGAGUCCACAGUGUGUUCACAGCUCAGCUCAGAGAGUGUACCCGACUACUAACCAGGGCUUCCAACAACCAGCCUCCCUGUGAGCAGCAUCAGCAAACUCUGAUUCAGAGAGUCACAUCCCUGAUCGAUGAGGUGGGGGAGCUGAUAUCUGCAGAGUGCCAGCAUCAAGGCUGCUGGGGUUUACUGGGUGAGGGUACAGGAGCCAAACUGCUUUGCCCAGACACCGGAACUGUGCUCACCAAGGACCACAUCUUUGGUUCUGAUGGAUCGCUGGGCGUCUGUGGGGCGGUUCACUGUGAUUCAGUAACGGGUCUCAUCAGGCCAAACGUUCACACUCACAUGCUGUUGAGCAGUGGCCACACCAUGGCGGUUCCACCGGAUUUCUUCAUCCACCCGCAGACCGGCCGCGUCCUUCCCAUAGCUGGACACGUGGCCUUCGAUCCUGCCAGCUCUUCUUUAGUGUGCACCACAGACACAUGUGCAGACCCAGUAGAUCACAGAAAGUGGGACAGCCCUCUUCUUCCUUUCAUUCCAUAUCCAACCUCUUGCCAUUCAGAUCGGCCCAUUCCCAGCACUCGGCUCAAAGGCCUCAGACCUGGUCAGCGGCUACAGUUCGGUGCUCCCAUGGCGGACCCAGAGACAGGAGUCCCAGUUCCCAUUCUGGCAGUUACUAUCCACCCCCACAAUGGACUACUUUACCCUCUAGGUGGGGUGCACGUUUGCCCCUUCAGCCGCCUGCCACAGCCUAUACAGAUCGGUUCCCCCAUGCUGGAUCCCAAGACAGGCAACAUAGUGCUGACUGUUGGGGUCAGCUUGGAUGUGGUAACCGCACGUGUCCUGCCAGUAGGUGGUGUUCUGUUGGCUGAGUCCUUCGUUGAGCCUCUGAGUGGACGAAUGGUGAGAGUAGGAGGGGCCAACAUGCGUGCUGGGCAAUUAGUACCACAUGCAGGAGGAUACCAGGCUCUACUAGACAGCAAGGUGCUGACAGCAAUGCUAAAAGUUGCGGAGCUCCUGAAGACGCUGAGUGAGGAGUUGAGCUCAGAGACACUUCACUUGCAGCAUCUACGUCAGGCUGCUGACAGACGGAGCGUUCAACAAGAUCUUCUGGCUGCAGCAAAGACAGAGUUCCAGCUUGCUUGGGGAAGGAGUCGCCACUGCCAGCUGCAGCUUCAGACCAGGUUGGAGAUGCAGCUGGACUGGGUCAUAGGUCUCCAGGAGAAUGGAGGAAUUCUAGGAGAAAUGCCUUGCUCAGGCUCACAUAUGUGUGUGCCAGCGCUGCUGGGAAUGGAGUACCCUGACCCCACGGGAUCUGGUCUCAAAGUACCUGUCCUGGGGUCUCAUGUUGAUCUCAUCUCUGGGGUUGUAAUACCACUAGCAGGGACAAUGGAGGACCCAGAUGGAAAAGGCCUGGUCCCGGUCUGUUAUGGAUCCCAGACGGUUGACCCAGUAACAGGUCUGUUGGCUCCAGUUGUUGGCGCCAGAUUUGACAUGUCCAGAAAAACUGUAGUACCUGUCACAGCCUCCUACUGGCUAACAAUGGUAGAUCACACUGACAGUGUACAGGUGGAGGUGCUGCAGAAAGAGGUCUGUGCAAGGAAUGCUCACUGGGAGCAACAGAGGCAAAAGGAAGAAGAUAUUCUAUCUGAUCUGGACUCAGCUCUCAUCCAGUGUCUCCUUGGAGUCACAGAGGUUAACUCUUGGCAGGUCCUGUGGUCAGGGCUGGAGAAGCAGCUGAGAGAGGCAGGGGCGGAUCUUCAGGAUUCAGCGCACAACGAGGCUCAGAGGAAAGCAGCGCAGCACUCCCACUUGGCUCUCAUCUUACCGCCGCAUGUAUUACACAUCCUCACUUCGGGUGACGAAGAAGAGUGGGAUCAGCAUUGUCUGUGGUACUCAGAGUUGUUGUCAGUCCUUGAUAAGCUCGAUGUGUGCAUGGAGCAGCUGCAGAGAGACCAGGAGAAAUGGGCUUCACAGGGAGGACAGUGGACUACAACUGUCCAUGCUGUGGACAGAGAAAUAAGACAGAGAGAGCUGUGGGAACAAUGCUCCAGCAGACAGGCAGAGCUGGAGGCGUCAAUCAAUCCACUGCAUUGUGUCAGACAACUUUCCCAGCUCAGGGCCGACACUGCUCAGGCUGUGCUGUGCAGGAACUUUUGGUACAAAGAAUACGGUUUAAUGCAGUGGAGUGGACAUAGACCUUAUGUGAAGGUGAUGGAUUCACUGCAACAGAAGGCUUUGCCUCUGCUGGAAAGACUGAACCAACUCCUGGAAGACAAACAGCCUACAGAUGUCACCUCCAACUCCUGCCGUCAAAAGAUUUCUGGUUUGUCAGUAAAGCAGAUGGAUGGAUUGGAGACAUCCUCGAGAAUCUGGACAGCUUCAGUACCUGUAGGAAAAGGCAUCUCUACGCAGUCGCUGAGGGAGCCUGUCAAAGCUCACUCCCAGGACACGUCUCUGCAGGCCAACUCAGCACCGGCACAGAACUCACAAGGGGACACAACCUCUUCAGGCAUUCAGGAGAGUGAACCAGUGAAAGAACCUGCUCGGCUCCUACAUAUCCCUGUUCCUGUCAUUUCAGGGGAGGAGUGGAGCAAGCUGCUGCAGCUCUCUCCACUGUUUCAGCUGCUGAAGGGGGUGGAGUUACAGCUGAAAUGCUCCGCCCACGCUGCUGGGCUCCUUCAAGCAGAAUCUGCUGACAGAGGCAAAAGUUUUGUCGACAUCCUGGAGGCCCAGUGGGACUGUGAAGGAGAACUGAUUCCUUUGGACUCAUCACUCCUCAAUCCCAGAGAGUUUCUGGUCUAUCAGCAUGGACUGUUCCUGCUCAACACACUGCAUAAUCUCAAACUGACUCCUUCAGUUUCACUCCAGAUAGCAGCUACCCUCCCACAUAACAACUACUUCAACAAUGCUUUCAGAAAUUCCUUCUUUUACCAGGAGUCACAGGCGACUCUUUUUGUGCGGCGCCAGAGGCUACAGUCAGUUGGAGGUUUCUCGCUGCUCCUCCUCCACUGUCUGUCCCAUGUCAAACUGAACAACAUGAGCUCUGACUGCAGCCCUGCCUUCCAGAGGCUUUUCUUCAAGAUGCUACAGGCCUGUCUAGCAGAACUGUUCCAGGCUCGACUUGGCAUGUUCCAUGCUGGACAAGAAGAUGAUCCAAAUUUGUGCUUUCCAGACCAAAGAGACCCACAGAGAGACUUUAAGGGAACUAUGUUGGGUUCUUGUGCUGCUGGCCUGCUAGAAAGGCUGCACAGGCCAAGCAGAGGACUCCUUUCUCCAGACGAAAUUGAGACACUUCAGAGGAAACACAGAGAGACAUCUGUGUUUUGCCAUCUGGAAGGACUGCUGAGAGAAAAAAGUUCUGAAGACACAAACAAAAAGGAGACUGUGUAAACACACUGACAGUGCUGUCACUGAAACUGGACAUGACACCUGGGACCUGGGUUUUUGUCACCACCUGCUGGACCACUGAAUAACCACUUACCUGCCUAAGACAGCUGACCUGAAUGAUACUGCUGAGCUACAACAUACCACAUUGACUUAAAACUGGGACUUUUUAGAAUCAGAUCUGUUCUGGACUGUGUUUUGCAUGCUGCUUUGUCUGCAUUUUGUUCAUUUGUACUUUGUUUUAUGCUGUCUGUUACUGUUAGAAUGGUCCUUCUGAGUCUGGUCUGCUUGAGGUUUCUUCCUCAAAAAACAUCAAA